AUGCCUGUUGCUGGUCCAGUUAUGGCAAAACCAAGGGUUUUUGUCGAGAAGAAGAAGAAGGACAGCCAAAAUCCUAAUAUUCAGGAUAAGAAGGUCGGUCUGCCGCCUCGUCCGAACCAGCAUCAACAGUAUAUGGGAUGGACACCCUUAAAUACAACUGUUUAUAAGGUGUUCAUGGAAGUUAGGAAGGACCCGAGCUUCCGAUGGCCAAGAAGGAUGAAAUCUCCUCCCCAGAACCGCAGUACUCUGAAGUUUUGCGAAUAUCAUAACGAUCAUGGGCAUCAAACCGAGGAUUAUAUCAGUCUUCGGUUCGAGAUUGAAAAAUUUCUGAGAAAUGGGAAGUUGCUAAAUUUCUUAGCUGAGGAAAAUAGCAAGGGGAAGAGCACUCAGGAUGGACAAGGACAGCAUUCGGGUCAGAAUAAUGAUCGGUCACGCAACCAGAGGCAGAGGCGUGAAGAGCCGAGGGUUUCGCAGAAUCAGCAGCAAAAUCCUCAGAACCAAGCUAUUAUCGGCGAGAUUCGCACCAUCUCGGGAGGCCUGGCUAGUGGAGGAGAAUCAAGUUCGGCAAGGAAGGUUUACGUCAAGCAGGCAAGAAUGGAAGAAAUCUUCGCGCUUGAAAAACCCUCCAAAAUUCAGAAAAGAGAAUCGAGUGUUCUAACAUUCUCGGAGGAAGAUGCGAAAGAAGUCUCGAUGCCACAUGAUGAUGCUUUGGUGAUAACUCUAACGGUGGCUAACCAUGCUGUUCACCGAGUCUUGAUAGACAAUGGAAGCUCGGCCGAUAUUAUUUUGGACAGCUGUUCAACAAUUGGGCAUUGGCUAAGAGAAGUUGAAACCUUUCUUGUCACCGUUGAUAGGAUUUGCAGGUGA
Molecule: messenger RNA, 867 nt
Organism: Corylus avellana
Lineage: Eukaryota; Viridiplantae; Streptophyta; Magnoliopsida; Fagales; Betulaceae
Source: RefSeq, a predicted model, not a curated record